GCUGAAGACUUCUGCACACUCACGCAAAAAUAAAUAAGAGAAAAGCAAAGGAAAAAUAAACAAGAGAAAUGCAAAGGAUUUAAAAUUACGGAAAAUAAAGCAAAUUGUGGCAAAUAACUGAUAACAUGAUGUAUAAAAGUUGUACAAGGUUGGGAUUCCUGUGGUAUAAUUUUGGAAAUCAAGAUGGCGACCAUUAGUCAACCAAGUCAAGGGUCCAGAUUCGCUGGAGUCAAGACUUAUAGUGAGAAGUUCAAACAGCCUGAACUGGAUGAACAGGGAAGAGUGCGAAAGAUUGAGACAAGGGAGGAUGAAGAACAAAAUGUCAAACUGUCAGAAAUCAUUGAUUUGCUACUUGCUGCUGGCUAUUUCAGAGCACGCAUUAAAGGACUUUCUCCCUUUGACAAGGUUGUUGGUGGAAUGACAUGGUGUAUCACUGUCUGUGAUUUUGAUGUUGAUGUUGAUCUCUUAUUUCAAGAGAACUCCACAAUUGGACAGAAAAUAGCAUUGACUGAAAAGAUUGUYGCUGUGCUGCCUCGAAUGAAAUGUCCUCAUCGUCUUGAGCCUCAUCAAAUUCAAGGGUUAGAUUUUAUCAACAUCUUCCCAGUAGUUCAGUGGCUGGUGAAGCGUGCCAUUGAAAGAAAAGAGGAAAUGGGAGACUACAUCAGAGAAUUUUCAGUUUCACAGUUCAAUAAAUGCCAUACAACACCUCAGGAUGAUGAGUUUUAUGUGAAAAAGCCCAAGUGUAUGUCUACUAUAGGGAAUUUGAAGGAUGCAUACAAACCCAAAAGGAUUUAUCGCAGACCAGGGGGUUCAGAUAAUACUGAUGAACAAACAAGAGUYAGAACAACAUUGCUAGAAUAUGGAUGGCAGUUUGGAUUUAGUAAAGAGCAGCGAGAAAAAGACAAAGAAAAGGCAGAAAAGAAGAAAGCAGCCGCUGCAGCAACAGGAAGGCAAAGAACUCCUUCUACUGGAGAAGAAGAUGAAUACCUUAUUGAGCAGAAACGGCUAUCAUCUCUUCUGAAGGGCAUGGCUGCAACAGAGGGAAAAGAGGGGAUGUUAUCAUCUAGUGCAGUUGGUUCAAUUGUUGAGCUACAGUCUGARCAAAUCUCUCAGAUUGCAUCUGAAUAUGCUGAAAGGCAAGCAGAGCUCCAAGAAGGCAUAGAAGGAAGAGGUGAACGUGUAGGAGGAGCUCAGGCACACAAGAGAAUGGUGGCGUCUCUAGAGAAACAGAUUUCUGUACAAGAAAAGAAACUUGAACAGAUUACAGAGAAGCAGCAGCAGUUACAGGCUUCUCUAGAUGAAUCACAACAACAACUCUCUCAAGUUUGCUCAAGAAGUGAGCGCAUUCAUGAAGAAAUGGAUAAACUCAAUGAAAUGGAGAAGGGAGAGAAUGCUGUCAUUUUAGACCGUCUGCGUUCUUUGGUUGCCAUGAAUGAAAAUCUUAAGAAGCAAGAACAACAGUUUAGAGCACAUUGCAAGGAAGAAAUGUCACGUCUUCAAGAUAACAUUAACAAAUUGAAAGCAGAGGAAGGUCAAGAAGACAGUGAUGAAAAGGAAAGAAUGGACAGAAUUGACAAACAAUAUGAAGCUGAUAGGGCCAAGCUACAAAACAUUCGUCUUCUGCUGGCUCGCAAGAACCGAGAGAUUGCUGGUUUACAGAGAAAGGUUGAUGAAGUACCAUCAAGAGCUGAACUUACACAGUACCAACGACGUUUUGUAGAACUCUACAAUCAGGUUGCUGCUACACAUAAAGAAACAAAGCAGUUUUUCACUCUCUACAACACUUUGGACGAUUCAAAGCUUUACCUUGGGAAAGAGGUCAACCUACUCAAUUCCAUACACGACAACUUUGAGCAGGCUAUGUCUUCACCAGCCAAUAAGGAGCAGUUUCUGAAUCAAUUUGACCAAAUUGUAAAGGGCGUAAUAACAAACAAAGAAAAGGUCGAAAAGAAAAGAGCGAUUGAGAAGCAACGAAGAGAUGCAUUGAAUGACCAAUAUCUUGACUUGGUUGAUAAACAGCGUCUGUACUACAAGACCGUCAAAGAAUUUACAGAGGAAUGUCGAAAGAAUGAGAUAUUAUUGUCUAAGCUGAAAAAUCUGAAAUUGCAAUAACAAGAUAAUUACAAAGAGUUUUACUAUAGUGACGGAGCCGUGACUUUUUUGUAUUCAAAAGUGGAAUAAACGUGAACAAUUUUUUUGUAAAAUGGAAUUCGUCUUACUUCUGCUUAAUGGUAUGUUAUUAUUGUUCUAAAUCAUGGGUUUUAAUGCUUCAUCAAAGUUUAUCAUCUCAUAAGUUCCUUUAUUUUUCCAUAAAAAUGAGAAUCAAAUGAGAAAGUUAGCAACACCGUCAUAUGUGAAAAUAGAGCAGGAAAAUCGGCCAAAACACAAAUUAAAAAACACACAAAAAAAAUUAUUUCAACCAAAUAAUGUCAACUUAAAUUAACUAACUUUAAACACCUCAUUGUUUCUUUCACCGACCACGCCCAUUCACGCUAGGCGAUCUUACAAAGAUCAAACGCACUCAUAACCGCACACAAUAUUAUCCCUGUUUUGAAUAUGCUAUUGAGAAUCAAAAUCCUGUCAUAAUUUGAAAUAGAGAUGAUAGACUAGAAAGUCGUAAAUAGUGCUAGAAUUAAUUUCCGACCUCGCUGGUAUUCGAACCUACGGUCUUCGGAUAAUUUCCUUAAUCACUGUUAAAGACCGUUAUAAGAAUCGUGUUGUGACUGAAUGUUUUCGGUAUUGUAAUGGUUAAUCGAUUUUGCAUCGGCAAUGUAAUAUUACUCGGUAAUAGGCAUCAAACACUCUACUGAUUUGGUUCAAUCUUUUAAUACAAAGUGCACACGUUAGUCUAACAUAACAAAACUGUAUUUAUACUCUAUAACUCGAUCCGUUCAAAGGAAUAUCUUGCGUGUAUGAAAAGAAAUUACAUUGAGACUUCAAAAAACUCUGUGGCCACAGAAAUAUGAUUAUGAAUAGCGAAAAAUAAAUUUCAUUUAAACGUC
This is a messenger RNA of Exaiptasia diaphana, 3002 nucleotides long. Its product is annotated as coiled-coil domain-containing protein 93. Bases 184 to 2112 code for a protein of 642 amino acids. The record is from RefSeq and is a predicted model, not a curated record. The transcript has 22 exons. Lineage: Eukaryota; Metazoa; Cnidaria; Anthozoa; Actiniaria; Aiptasiidae. Gene Ontology annotation, biological process: Golgi to plasma membrane transport.